Molecule: messenger RNA, 2260 nt
Organism: Teleopsis dalmanni
Lineage: Eukaryota; Metazoa; Arthropoda; Insecta; Diptera; Diopsidae
Gene: CaMKII
Product: calcium/calmodulin-dependent protein kinase type II alpha chain
Exons: 16
Coding region: 413-2011 (532 amino acids)
Biological process (GO): protein phosphorylation
Cellular component (GO): neuron projection; cytoplasm
Molecular function (GO): ATP binding; calmodulin binding; calcium/calmodulin-dependent protein kinase activity
Source: RefSeq, a predicted model, not a curated record
AUUAGUUAGUAAUAAUACUAAUAUCUCGUUAGUUACGGGUUGUCUAUGUAUGUUUUAUAUCAAUUCAUCGAUGUAGGUUUAGUAUCAUUUACUGCUUAAUUUCAUUAUUGUUGUAAGCUGCAGUUUAACUGUAGUCCAUAACCGCAUAGCAGGCACACUGUGAUAGUUUCGAAAAACUUUAAAGUGUUUAAAGUGUACAAAAGUUAUUUAAAAAACUAACACCAAUAAAAAAAACAAAAUUUGUCGUCAUAACUACAUCUAAAGGACUUUCUGCUCAAAUAGAUAUUACUUGAUUUUUAACAAUUGGUAAAUCUUUUCGCUAAAACUAUAUCGAUUAUUUGCACACUCAUACCAUAAAUCUCUGUUACUCGAAUUUACUGCCGAAAUAGAUUUUCUUAAGUGUGCCAUCGCGAUGGCUGCUCCAGCAGCCUGUACGCGUUUCUCAGAUAAUUAUGAAAUUAAAGAGGAGCUCGGAAAGGGAGCUUUCUCGAUAGUAAAAAGAUGUGUUCAAAAGUCAACAGGUUUUGAGUUUGCAGCAAAAAUAAUAAAUACUAAAAAAUUAACAGCGCGAGAUUUUCAGAAAUUAGAAAGAGAAGCCAGGAUUUGUCGAAAAUUGCAUCAUCCAAAUAUAGUACGACUCCAUGAUAGCAUACAAGAAGAAAAUUAUCAUUACUUGGUUUUCGAUCUUGUUACUGGUGGUGAGCUAUUUGAAGAUAUUGUUGCUCGCGAAUUCUAUUCAGAAGCGGAUGCAUCACAUUGUAUUCAACAAAUAUUGGAAUCAGUUAAUCACUGCCACCAAAAUGGUGUGGUGCAUCGUGAUCUGAAACCUGAGAAUUUACUCUUAGCAAGUAAGGCAAAGGGUGCAGCUGUGAAACUCGCUGACUUUGGUUUAGCCAUUGAAGUUCAGGGAGAUCAUCAAGCAUGGUUUGGAUUUGCUGGAACACCAGGUUAUCUGUCACCAGAAGUUUUGAAAAAAGAGCCAUAUGGGAAAUCUGUAGAUAUAUGGGCAUGUGGUGUUAUUCUGUAUAUUUUACUUGUUGGAUAUCCACCUUUUUGGGAUGAAGACCAGCAUCGAUUAUACUCACAGAUAAAAGCUGGCGCUUAUGAUUAUCCAUCGCCUGAAUGGGACACUGUCACACCAGAGGCCAAAAAUCUUAUAAAUCAAAUGUUAACUGUUAAUCCAAAUAAGAGAAUAACUGCGGCGGAGGCACUUAAGCAUCCCUGGAUUUGUCAAAGAGAAAGGGUCGCAUCGGUGGUGCAUCGUCAAGAAACUGUUGAUUGCCUCAAGAAAUUCAAUGCUCGUCGUAAACUCAAAGGAGCUAUUCUUACUACAAUGUUGGCCACUAGAAACUUUUCUAGUAGAAGCAUGAUUACUAAAAAGGGUGAAGGAUCUCAAGUUAAAGAAUCGACUGACUCUUCUAGCACUACAAUUGAAGAUGAUGAUGUAAAAGAAGAUAAAAAGGGAAUUGUUGAUCGAAGCACAACUGUCAUAUCAAAAGAGCCUGAAGAGAUUCGGAUAGUGUGCCCAGCGAAGACAUGUCAACAAUUGUCAUCGAACUCGCAAUGCUCUGCCGCAGCAGCAAGACGACAAGAAAUUAUAAAAAUUACUGAACAACUUAUCGAGGCUAUUAAUAGUGGAGAUUUUGAUGCAUAUACUAAAAUAUGUGAUCCCCAUUUAACUGCAUUUGAACCUGAAGCAUUGGGAAACCUAGUUGAGGGGAUUGAUUUCCAUAAAUUUUAUUUUGAAAAUGUACUUGGGAAAAACUGUAAAGCCAUCAAUACCACAAUAUUGAAUCCACAUGUACACUUGCUUGGAGAUGAUGCUGCAUGUAUUGCAUAUGUACGUCUAACACAAUAUAUCGAUAAGCAAGGUCAUGCACAUACACACCAGUCAGAAGAAACUCGAGUUUGGCAUAAGCGGGACAACAAAUGGCAAAAUGUUCAUUUCCAUAGAAGCGCAUCUGCCAAAAUAAGUGGAGCAACGACAUUUGAUUUUAUACUUCAAAAGUGAAAGUAGGUGCCAUCAUUUGACUACAAGGAGCGGAAAUGCAGUCAAUAAUGUUAGUGGAUACAGCUAUUAACAAAGUUUAUACAAAAAAGCACAAUUUCAAAUAAAUAUUGAACUAGCUAAAAAGUUAAGCAUUCAAACUACAUAUUUGCAAAAAGAUUUCAAUUUAUUUAAAUAUCGUAAUAGUGAAUUAUUGAAAAGUACUAUUAAUCAUAACACUAAAAAUCAUCAUUCGUUAAACAUAUAAAAAUA